Lingula anatina is the source of this 1152-nucleotide messenger RNA. Its product is annotated as outer dynein arm-docking complex subunit 3-like. Lineage: Eukaryota; Metazoa; Brachiopoda; Lingulata; Lingulida; Lingulidae. The record is from RefSeq and is a predicted model, not a curated record. Gene Ontology annotation, biological process: outer dynein arm assembly; cilium movement. Gene Ontology annotation, cellular component: ciliary rootlet; ciliary tip; cilium.
AUGCCGCAGAAUCAGGUCGACGUAAAAAAGAACAUUCGCGAAAUUUGGCCCCUUCAAUCUGAAGUUGAAGAACUGCGUGGAAAGGUGAAUCUUAAAGGCCGAGACCGCCAGGCCCUUUAUGAAAGCUCCCAGUUAGAAAGGAAGAAGAAUGAUGAUCUCAUUGCAUUCCUGCGACAGGAUAUUAAGGCCAAAAGAAUAGCUCUGGCCGAGGGUGUUAAUACAGCGAUAGAAGCCGUUGACCAAAAAAUGUGCGAGACAGCAAAUCAGCUGAACGAAUUACGCCAUCAGCGCGUGCAGAGGGAGCUGAAGGUACAGGAGUUACAGGCAGAACUAGAUCGCAUGGCUGACAUACUGGCCAAGGAAGAGUGCGACUCGGAGGAAAUGAGGCACACUCGUCUUCUAGAGAACUCCCUGGACAAAGCCCUCAUGAAGUGCCAGACCGCCCGCAAUAUCAGCUCGCAGUACGAAGCCAUCGUGGAGAAAUUGAAAGAGGAUGUGGUCAUACGCGUGGAGAUGCAGGACGAGAAACGGCAGCAGUUAGAACAAAAACGCCAGCAGCUGGAGGGAAAGAGGAACCAGCUGCUGAGGGAAAAGGAGCGAAUGCUGCAGAUCUACCACGACCUCCGAUACACGGGAGAAAAAGCUUUGUCGGACGGUGAACGGAAGCUGGAGGAGAAGCAGGACCAGCUGAGGAAGCUUUGGGAUCAGCAUUGGAGAACAGAGAAGAAAGUUCUUCAUGGGAAGAAACUCUACCAGACCCUGUCCGUCGCCACUGACAACCUUCUCAAGAAGCUGCAUGGUAUCACACUAAAGCCGCCACACAAUCGUCCCCGUACUGGUAACUUAAAGCACGAUUUAGAGCUGUGCAAGGCAAAGCUGUCCGCGUUGUUGGAAUCGGUUGACGUCAAACAGAUAGAAGACGCCGAGGAAAAUAUAUCGGCACCAGAGUACCACGAGUUCCUGGAGUCCCGGCUUCCUUCCACCAAUGUGAGGAUCCACCUCGCUGAAAGCCUGGGAUCUCUCACAGACUUCCACUACGAUAGCCACACUGAUGACACGGACGUUCUGACACGAGACGACAUUAAAAGACAAGGCCAGGAAUUGGCCGACGCUAAACUGAAACCCAAAAAGAAGAAACCCCGAAAGAAAUAG